Nicotiana attenuata is the source of this 1352-nucleotide messenger RNA. RefSeq names its product short integuments 2, mitochondrial-like. The record is from RefSeq and is a predicted model, not a curated record. Gene Ontology annotation, cellular component: mitochondrion. The transcript has 8 exons. Gene Ontology annotation, molecular function: GTPase activity; GTP binding. NCBI's taxonomy places the organism in Eukaryota, Viridiplantae, Streptophyta, Magnoliopsida, Solanales, Solanaceae. Bases 105 to 1214 code for a protein of 369 amino acids.
CAGAGAUCACAUUUCUGCAGUUCCCCUAGUUCAGGGUUUAAGCACUCUCUCUCUCUCUCUCUCUCUCUCUCUCUCUCUCUCUCUCACGCACACACACAGUGAAGAUGAAAGGAUGGUUAGGGGCAAUGAGGUUCAAUAAAAGUGGCGGAAAAAUAAAUUGGUUCCCUGGCCAUAUGGCUGCUGCCACUCGCGCCAUUCGCCACCGCCUCAAACUCUCCGAUCUUGUCAUUGAAGUCCGUGACGCCCGCAUACCUUUGUCCUCAGCCAAUGACGACUUGCAGCCUAUGCUUUCUGAAAAAAGGCGGGUGAUUGCGCUCAAUAAGAAAGAUUUGGCCAACCCCAACAUCAUGCAUAGGUGGAUUCGGUAUUUUGAUUCAUGUAAACAAGAGUGCCUCCCAAUAAAUGCACACAGUAGAAGUUCUGUGCAAAAGCUUCUCGAUCUUGUGGAGCUUAAACCGAAGGAACUUAUUACAAAGGAACCUACUCUUCUUGUCAUGGUGGUCGGUGUUCCUAAUGUCGGAAAAUCAGCUUUAAUCAAUUCCAUCCAUCAAAUAGCAUUAUCUCGAUUUCCAGUGCAGCAGAAGAUGAAGAGAGCUACAGUGGGGCCUUUGCCUGGUGUUACCCAAGAUAUUGCUGGAUAUAAGAUUGCACAUCAACCUACCAUAUAUGUGUUGGACACUCCAGGAGUGCUGGUUCCAAGUAUUCCAGACAUAGAAACGGGGUUAAAGCUGGCUCUAGCAGGGUCCAUCAAAGAUUCAGUAGUUGGUGAGGAGCGAGUUGUUCAAUACUUGUUAGCAGUUCUAAACACUCGCCGAACUCCUCUUCAUUGGAGACACUUGAUUGGCAGGGAAUCUGAGGGUCUUCAUCAUGAGUUAGAUGACAAACCUGAAUAUAAUCUCAAGGAUCUUCUACCAAAAAGAAGGAAGCCGCCCAACAAAUCUGAUAUCUUCUACAUCGAGGAUAUGGUCAGCGAAGUCCAACGCACACUUUACACCACACUCUCGGAAUUUAAUGGUAGUUUAGACGAUGAAGAUAACUUGGAGACUUUGAUAGAUCAACAAUUUGAAGCAUUGCAAAGUGCUCUGAAGAUACCUUAUAAGGCAUCAGAGGCUCGCACGAUGGUGUCAAAAAAAUUUCUCACUCUGUUUAGAACAGGCAAACUUGGUCCUUAUAUCCUGGAUGAUGUACCUGAUGCAUCUAAUUCUGUAUCUUGAACCUCCGUUUGUAAGGUACUAUCAGUGUUUAAUAUGAUUAUUUUGUACCAUAAUUUUGUUGAAAACUAACCCCUUAUCAACACUGGCUCAGGUUUGUGAAUCUAGUACUAGUUUGAAAGCUUAACAUAUCUGCACUAA